Messenger RNA from Callorhinchus milii (elephant shark), 1921 nucleotides. RefSeq names its product lin-7 homolog A (C. elegans) (gene lin7a). Gene Ontology annotation, cellular component: MPP7-DLG1-LIN7 complex; cell-cell junction; synapse. NCBI's taxonomy places the organism in Eukaryota, Metazoa, Chordata, Chondrichthyes, Chimaeriformes, Callorhinchidae. Bases 209 to 877 code for a protein of 222 amino acids. Gene Ontology annotation, molecular function: L27 domain binding. The transcript has 6 exons. Gene Ontology annotation, biological process: neurotransmitter secretion; maintenance of epithelial cell apical/basal polarity; protein localization to basolateral plasma membrane. The record is from RefSeq and is a predicted model, not a curated record.
UUGUUGUGCACUUGUGUUUCUCUGAUCUUUACCCACAGCGGCAAAGAGGAAACCGUGUGUGUGUUUUAUUUUCCUUUAUGGAUGUGAAACACUGUGGGUUUUAUAGGGAAGAACGUGUUGCAUUUCCACCAGAGAAGACGGGACUCUGAUCUUAUUAGGUGUUGCAGCUGAAGCAGCAGCAGCUUUAAAGUGGCGUCUUCUUGUUGAGAUGGACUUCUGCGGUGUGAGUGCUCGGUUCGGGCUGUGGAGACACGUUGAUGUGGCUCGAGCUAUUGAACUGCUAGAGAAGCUGCAGGAGAGUGGAGCCGUUCCUAUCCAUAAACUGCAGUCCUUGCAGAGAGUAUUGCAGAGCGAGUUUUGUACUGCUGUCAGAGAGGUUUAUCAGUACAUGCAUGAAACAAUAACCAUCAAUGGCUGUCCCGAAUUCAGAGCUCAUGCGACUGCUAAGGCUACUGUUGCUGCUUUUGCUGCAAGUGAAGGCCAUUCUCAUCCACGAGUCAUAGAAUUACCAAAGACCGAAGAAGGCCUCGGCUUUAACGUAAUGGGUGGAAAAGAGCAAAAUUCACCAAUCUACAUCUCCCGUAUUAUUCCUGGAGGUGUUGCGGAUAGACAUGGAGGACUGAAGCGUGGUGACCAGUUGCUUUCUGUCAACGGAGUGAGUGUGGAGGGAGAGCACCAUGAAAAAGCGGUGGAAUUGCUGAAAGCUGCACAGAACAGUGUGAAACUUGUGGUCCGUUACACUCCCAAAGUGCUGGAGGAGAUGGAGGCCCGUUUUGAGAAGCUGCGCACAGCCCGGCGUAGACAGCAGCAGCAGCUUCUGAUCCAGCAGCAACAGCAGCAGCAACAGCAACAAGCUCAACAAAAUCAUAUGUCCUAGGUGCUCCAAGAAGGAAAUGAAAGUUAGCAAUUUGGUUGCAGUGGUUUGACAACACAGAAGUCAGAAGGAGGGGGAGGAGAAUCUGGAAAGAUAGAUGCUUUGUGAUAAUUGUAUAUAAAUCCUCCAAGUCCUAAAUACUGUGCACAUCACACUGUAAGAUGAUUGUGAAGUUUUAAGUAAGCUCGUUGUAGCUUAGGUCACAGUGGCACAAGGUUUUGUUCAAAAAAGAAAUCACCUAACAAGUAAACUCUUAUUACCCAGUGUAAUCUAAAAUGCAAAUGUCAACCAAAUCCCCUUUUUUGUUUCAUUAAUGGUACUUGUGUAUUUAAUACAAUUACAGUAAACCUCACAUAAAUCAUAUCAGUUGGGACCAUACAUUUAAUAUGGUUUUUGCAAAGUCUGAGUUAUGCCAAACUUGCAUAGAAUAUAAACUCUUGAACGGAACAUGGGCAAUGAUAUGAUUUACACAGGUCAGACGUAUGUGAGUUUUACUGUAUAUUACUCAUGUACUCAAGAUAAGAUUUCUGAAUUGACUUUUAUCAGCUUUUGUGUAGAAUAUAAUUAUGCACCAGAUUAUGGACCAGAUUUUUAUGAAUUCUACUCAUAAGCAGAAUACUCAACAAAUAUUAGUUUUUAAAAGAAAAUUCUUAACAGACCAAAUAGGAUAAUUUUAUUUUUCAAGCACGGUCUUUUUUUUGUUUCAAUUAAAGAAUUAAAAAAUUAAAGAAAACCUUGUGCCUAAUCAUAAAAGCCAAGUUCUAGUUGCCUUUAUUAAAAGGUUUAGAGAGUGAUAUAUUAAUUUAACUGUGUACUAAAGAACGUUUUACUAUUUUUAGAUGUUGAAAGUAUUUAUAACCAGCUAAACCAAGGCCAAAAUUGUGUUUCCAGUUAACGUAGCCUACUUAGUUUUAUUAUUGUCAACCCUUAUAUUUUUCCACUUACCUCUGGUAUCCACGUUUCAUACUUUGUAAGUUACGGUGUGAAAUUGGGAAUGUUAUAAAAUCCUAUUUAAAAUAUCUAAUAAACGUCCAUUCCAAAGUCUAA